This is a messenger RNA of Syzygium oleosum, 1885 nucleotides long. Its product is annotated as hydroxyproline O-arabinosyltransferase RDN2. Bases 476 to 1582 code for a protein of 368 amino acids. The record is from RefSeq and is a predicted model, not a curated record. Gene Ontology annotation, molecular function: glycosyltransferase activity. Lineage: Eukaryota; Viridiplantae; Streptophyta; Magnoliopsida; Myrtales; Myrtaceae. The transcript is spliced from 10 exons.
CUUUCUGAAUCUUCCUCCUGACCGGCGGCUAUGGAGGAUCUUGCUCUCGUGUCGACACUUUCCUUUCCUCCGUCGUCUUGCUUUGUCGCUGCUUUAUUCCUUGAUUGGCUCGCACUCCUAUGAUGCUUUUCCUCGCGCUGCGUUCGUUCAUUGACCGUCCGUCGGUAUGUUCGGGGCCCCUUCUUUCCCUCCCUCCCUCCCCCUCCGUCGCUGAAUUGACGCCGGAAUUCGUCCGCCGCGACCGGCAUUCCUCCGUUCCUCCGACGAGCUUUUCCAUUGCCGGAGAUCGCAUCUUCAGCUCGCUUCUUCUGGGAAAUCGAAAUCGAAUUCGAGGAAGGCGUUCAUCAUGAAUUCACCUGGGAAAGUCGGAGAAAUUCACUAGGAGUAUUGAGAAGCUUGUUAAUCCACUUCAAAUAGGAAGGCACUCCAGACAUUGAUAUCCGCGAGUUCGACCUCUGUUUUGUCAUCUGGAGUUAUGUGCGGAAGGAAAGCCAUGGGAAGGGCAUCCCCAGUCUUACUCUUUCUUUUGGCUCUACUGUUUUGCUUUGCUACAUACAAUGUCCUAACCAUGAUACGGCACAACGGAAUAAUUAAAAAUUUGGUGGGUGCUAAUACAAAUGGUGUGCUAGUACCAGAUCCAAUCAUCGAGAUGCCCGAGAAUGUGAAAAAACCAAAACAUGUAAGGUCGCCCUUCCAUGUCGCCCUUACAGCAACAGACGCUCCUUACAGCAAAUGGCAGUGUCGCAUUAUGUAUUACUGGUAUAAGCAGAAAAAGGACUCGCCAGAUUCAGAGAUGGGAGGAUUUACUCGGAUUUUGCAUUCUGGAAGUCCCGAUAACUUGAUGGACGAGAUUCCUACGAUGGUGGUGGAUCCUCUUCCAGAAGGCCUGGAUAGGGGAUACGUUGUCCUAAAUAGACCAUGGGCCUUUGUGCAAUGGCUGGAGAAGGCAACAAUUGAGGAAGAAUAUAUACUUAUGGCAGAACCUGACCAUAUAUUUAUUAGACCCUUACCAAAUCUGGCUCAUGAAAGAUAUCCUGCUGCCUUCCCCUUUUUCUACAUCAAGCCGGAGCAAAAUGAGAAAAUUGUGAGGAAGUUUUAUCCUGAGGAGCAUGGACCCGUGACAAAUGUUGAUCCAAUUGGAAAUUCACCUGUUAUCAUUAGGAAAGAUUUACUGGAGAAGAUUGCUCCUACAUGGAUGAAUGUCUCUCUAAAAAUGAAGCAGGAUCCAGAAACUGAUAAAGUAUUUGGAUGGGUGCUAGAAAUGUAUGCUUACGCGGUGGCAUCUGCUUUGCAUGGCGUGCAGCACAUUCUACGUAAAGACUUUAUGUUGCAGCCUCCAUGGGAUCUGGAAACUGGAAAGAAGUUCAUCAUCCAUUACACUUAUGGAUGCGACUACAACUUAAAGGGUGAGCUAACGUAUGGGAAGAUAGGCGAAUGGCGAUUUGAUAAGAGAUCACAUCUUCGAGGACCUCCACCAAGAAACCUCUCCCUGCCUCCACCUGGAGUUCCUGAAAGUGUGGUCACUCUUGUCAAGAUGGUGAACGAAGCUACAGCUAAUAUUCCAAAUUGGGAUACAUCUUAAGGACUAAGUAAGGUUCCGAUUCGAGCGUAAGUCCUCGAGACUCCUUUGGGAAACACUUUGAAAUUUUGAUCUAAAUUGAAGCGUCUGGAAAGGAUUCUACGCAAAGUGAGGGUCGACUAACCCCACCUCCCCCAAAAGAAUUGCAGAGUCCAGAGCAGAGCUUGUCCAUUCUGUAUGGACUUGUUUAAAUACUCCAUACAAGCCGAUCACACCAUUUAGUUAACCAAAUUUUGUAAAUCUUCUUAGUAUACACGACAUUUGCUUUUUGAAAACAGCCGACUCCUUGAGGCUACCUUUGUUUCA